AUGUCGAUUAUGAGCUAUAAUGGUGGCACCAUCCUAGCGAUGGCAGGGGAUGGCUGUGUUUGUAUUGCUUCUGACUUACGUUUCGGUGAGCAGAUGACCACAAUCGCUACGGAUAUGAAGAAGGUACAUAAAUUGGGUGAGAAGGUCUAUAUUGGUUUGGGUGGAUUUCAUUCCGAUGCCAAGACAGUCCUUGAUAAAAUUAUUUUUCGGAAGAAUCUAUAUGAAUUAAAGGAAAAUCGAAAAAUAAAACCGGAGGUAGCAGCUGUUAUGGUAUCGAAUUUAUUAUAUCAACACCGAUUUGGUGGUUAUUUCACGGAACCACUUAUAGCAGGACUAGACCUAACAACCAAUCGGCCUUACAUCUGUGCUAUGGACACUAUAGGUUGCGUCUCUGCGCCGAACGAUUUUGUUGCCGUGGGUACAGGAACUGAGUACUUGUUAGGCGUCUGCGAAGGGUUUUGGAGAGAAGGUAUGGGUCCUGAUGAGUUAUUCGAAGCAACUGCGCAGUCUAUGUUAUCUGCAAUGGAGCGUGAUGCGGCUUCUGGUUGGGGUGUGAUUGUUUACACAAUAACAAAAGACAAAGUAAAUAUAAAAACCAUUAAGGCUAGGAUGGAUUAA
Molecule: messenger RNA, 618 nt
Organism: Thelazia callipaeda (thelaziosis nematode)
Lineage: Eukaryota; Metazoa; Nematoda; Chromadorea; Rhabditida; Thelaziidae
Source: the annotation of a GenBank genome assembly